GUUGCGAGAUCCAUCAUGUCAGCUUCCAUGAAUAAACACGUUGUUCCGUGGAUUUGCCGAGAUGAAUUUGUGGAUGUCUACAAGAAACUUUACAGUGAGAGAACGGACACACAGCAGCAAGCCCUCGACCAGAUCACUGUGUGGAAAACAAGGUGUGACUCGCAUCUGCCCGUGUCUGUCAACUGCACAGCUGAUCUGAUCACGGCACAGAUCGACCAUCGUCUCCACCAGGGGGAGUCGGAACACCUCUCCGAGUACAAGGUCCGCCAGGGAUAUGCCCUCGCACUCAUCAGAUGUGUGAACUUCAUCACUGACCGCUACCAGCAGGACAAGAACAAUGUGGCUCUCCCCAUCCAUCGCAUCGGGGAAGAGAUCGGCAUCCCGGAGUGGAUAGUGUCCCUGCGUCAUGAAGGAACUCACCGUGCGAUGCCCUCCCUCGACGUCCUGGCCCGGGGAACGCAGUGGGCUGUUGAAUGGCUCAAGCACAAUUUCUGGGAGCGACAACUUGUUCCCAGGAACACGUCAAGCAGAAUCCAGGAUACCAAAAGUAAACUGACAAAAGCAUCUGUAAAAUCUAUGUCAAAGAGGAUGAAGUCGUACAGGAAGAUUCGCUUCCAGGCUAAAGAGAUGUUGGAGUACCCAGUAAUGGCGGAUGUGAUGAGAGAGAAAGGCUGUGAGGAACAGGCUGCCCGGCUCAUCAUUGCGUAUCAACAGAUACGCUUCCAGGAGCUAGCUGGGAAGACAUUUGAUGUGAGCGACAUUCAGACAGGUGAAGAAGGUCAGAAGGUGUUGCAAGAGAUGAAGAAAGUAUUAUCAGUAGCUGUGGAGAGUACUCUGGUCCUGCUGCUGGAACCUGGAUGUCUGCUGCCCACGGAGGAACAACUUGCUCACAUGGGCAUCACUGCAGACUGCCCCACCAGUAAUAAACUAGCAUGGGUUCUGGCAGUGUUCUGGCGACCUCUCCUGCAGGAAGUCAACAAUCUCCGCCUCACACCAUGUUUAAUUGAACAUCUCGCAUCUGCCGUCUCAAGUGAGGCAUCUCAUUGGAACAGACUGGUGCAUGUAUGGCUGCAGACCCUAGUCUGUCCCUAUACUAUAUCAUUCCCAUCGGGCAGGUCAGAGUCACUGUUCAGCCACCAGGUGGCGCUGUGUGAGCUCCCGCUACUACAGAAGUGUCUCAAGCAUCCGAACAUCUACACACAUGACCUGCUGACAGCGUUUGCAAGUCGUGAGAACUCACUGUUGACAGUGGAGGCGGCAGAGAGGCUGAACGAACUGGUCCAGAUACUUCUCCGAAACAGGAAGUCGGCAAGCCGGGGAAACAAAAGGUCAAGGUCAAUGGAAGCCAGGCCUCAAGUACAGUUGUUCUCUGUGGCAGACUUACUGCAGGAUAGUCCAGCUACACACCAGAUUGUGUGCAAAAGGUCCCCCAAGUCCCAGUGGAAAAAAUGUUCCGCCUCUGUUGCUUGGCAACACAUUCCUGUGGGGAUUCUUCCAUGUCAGGACGUAAACACAUUAUAUCUGGACCUUGACCUUGACCUUGACCUUGAUGCAAGGAACAGUGGAGCUGAGGAUGUAGAGCAGAGUGCUUCAGCAGAUCAAGGAGAUGCGGAUGAUGUGACUGGACAGAUAGACACCAUGGACACUGCUGUUGACCGCAACAUCUCCAUGGACACUGCCGAGGACAACAUCCCCAUGCCCUUCUCCUGGUCCCGCAGUCAGCUGGAGUUGAUCAGAAAUAAACUGACUGUUCUGUAGCUGUGUUGUCGUG
This is a messenger RNA of Haliotis rufescens (red abalone), 1771 nucleotides long. RefSeq names its product ribosomal biogenesis protein LAS1L-like. Gene Ontology annotation, molecular function: endonuclease activity. Bases 16 to 1758 code for a protein of 580 amino acids. The transcript has 15 exons. The record is from RefSeq and is a predicted model, not a curated record. Gene Ontology annotation, biological process: maturation of LSU-rRNA; maturation of 5.8S rRNA. Gene Ontology annotation, cellular component: preribosome, large subunit precursor; Las1 complex. NCBI's taxonomy places the organism in Eukaryota, Metazoa, Mollusca, Gastropoda, Lepetellida, Haliotidae.